Molecule: messenger RNA, 1190 nt
Organism: Fundulus heteroclitus (mummichog)
Lineage: Eukaryota; Metazoa; Chordata; Actinopteri; Cyprinodontiformes; Fundulidae
Gene: rsph9
Product: radial spoke head component 9
Exons: 5
Coding region: 217-1047 (276 amino acids)
Biological process (GO): motile cilium assembly; cilium movement involved in cell motility; axoneme assembly
Cellular component (GO): radial spoke; axoneme
Source: RefSeq, a predicted model, not a curated record
GUUUUAAUUAAAAACAAAACGAAUUAACUGAGAUCAAUCAACAAAAGGAGUAAAGCGGGUUGCUAUGGCAACAAUGUUUUGUUGUCAAUGACAACCAAGGUAGCGUUCGGACCUGACAGGUUUCAAAUUUAGCUUGUAUGCUAGUUAGCUUGUUUCAUUUGCAUUCAACUUUUAGAAGACCCAAACUUGACGUUGCUUGUGUGGCGUAGUGAAACAAUGGACUCGAAUUCGCUGUGCUAUUCCCUGGACUUCGUAGCCAGCAGUGGACGUGUUUUAACUGGCGAGCAGAGAGCCGCCCUGCAGACGUCCCUGCUGAUCCUGAAGAAAAACUACAAGUUCCAUCGGGUCAUGUUAUGGGGCAAAAUACUGGGAAUAAAGCAGGACUACUUCAUAGCUCAAGGGAGAGGUGAAGAUGAACUAAAAGAUCAAAAGUAUCUGUAUAGCUUGAACUGCAUGGAUUGGCUCCUUCUUCCUACUGUCACCGAGUCUAUGAUUGAAGAAGUGUCCAAAGCUGCUAAAGGUCUUUUCAUUGGAGACCCCUCUUUUGUGUAUGAACAAAAAAUCCAAAGUCAGGGAGAGGGAGAGGAGGCUGUGGACGGGAAUGAGCUGGUCAGGGUGAGCGAGGAGAAGAGGCUGGCAGUGACUGUUCACCACAUUGAUGAAGACGUGUCUGUGGUACCCCGAGGCGCCUUCAUCAGGAGUCCACUUGGCCUUGUCCACAUCAACCGCAGCUUUGAUGGUCUUUCUGAGUCAGAAGCGCGGAAGCUUGACAGUUUUCUACACUUCCGUGCAGCGAAGAAAGGAAACAACACAUCCAUCGAAGAGACGGGCGAAUGGAGCCCAGCCAUAGACUUCCUGGAUGUCCUUAGCGACGACACACCUAAAGGAUCGUGGAGUCUUCAGUUUGAGUGUGCCAGCAGAGUGUGCGUGCUCCGCAGCCUCCUGUGGCUUGGACUCACUUUCUACCAUGUGCCAAUGACGCCACAACAUGGAUACAUCUACAUCGGUAAUGGGCUGAAAAACCUGGACCUCCCCUUCAUGCUGUAAAGGGAACGUGGCGUUUCCUUCUGCUGCGUUUUUCUCUCUGAAUUGAGUUCUCUUGUCUUAAAAGUAACUAAAAAUCAGUUAACAAUGAGCCUUUCUUUCUGUUCUCUUUCAACAACAACAAAAAAAAAAAAGCUAUUGUAACA